AUGAAAAGGUUUAAUAUAACAUAUCUGGAAAUAUUUAAGAAUGGGAGGUCAUUGUCGGCUUAUUUUGACACGUCACUAGGUGAUGAUAGUAGUGGUGAUUCUAAUCCAAAUUAUGGUUCCACUGGAACUAGUACAAACACUAUCAAGCCAGAAGUGUUCCAUAAAUUGAUUCAAGAUUUAGUACUACCGAAAGUGGUAUCUUUAGAAGGCAACAAAGUAACUAAAGUCUCGACUACUUUGGUUGACGAUUAUGACUGUUUUUAUUCCACAGCAUUAGACACAAAUGAAAUAUAUGUGUGCUUCACUAAGGUUGACACCCCAAAGAUUUUACCUCUACGGAUACUGAGUGAUUUAAAACAAGAAGAAUAUAAAAAGAAUGAUUCUAACAUUGAACUUCGAGUACAUAUAGGAGAAAUUUUAGACAAAUUCCAUGAAGAACUUCUAACAUUCAAGAAACAAAACUUGACCAGUGAUGGAACGGGAGUUGAUGUCAGCGAUCAAGCAGAGGCUGAUAUUCAAGAUGUUAUCCAAGUGAUGAAUGAUAAUAUCGAUAAAUUUUUACAAAGACAAGAAAGAGUAUCGUUAUUAGUUGAUAAGACCUCGAAAUUGAAUAACAAUAGUAGCGGAUUUAAAAGGAAAUCAGCUAGAAUAAAUGAUAGAUUAUGGUGGCAAAGAAUGAAGAAUACCACACUAUUGAUUUUUGCAAUCAUUCUAAUUGUGAGUGCGCUAUUCAUAUUUUAUUACGUUCUCUAA
Molecule: messenger RNA, 753 nt
Organism: Maudiozyma barnettii
Lineage: Eukaryota; Fungi; Ascomycota; Saccharomycetes; Saccharomycetales; Saccharomycetaceae
Gene: NYV1
Product: Nyv1p
Exons: 1
Coding region: 1-753 (250 amino acids)
Biological process (GO): vesicle-mediated transport
Cellular component (GO): membrane
Source: RefSeq, a predicted model, not a curated record